Molecule: messenger RNA, 1280 nt
Organism: Momordica charantia (bitter melon)
Lineage: Eukaryota; Viridiplantae; Streptophyta; Magnoliopsida; Cucurbitales; Cucurbitaceae
Product: expansin-like A2
Cellular component (GO): plant-type cell wall; plasmodesma; extracellular region
Source: RefSeq, a predicted model, not a curated record
UUUCGUUUGAAUCUUGUCAGGAAGUUUUAUCCCAUUUAAAAACUCAUUAUAUUCGAAAUUGAAACUUCAAAAGCCUAAACAUUUACACCCAUGUAAAAAAGUUGUGGAAUCAAUUAAAUACAACUCCAAAAUCCCGAAACCCCAAACUUGAAAUUGAACCAAACUAAAUCCAUCAAAACUUGAAUCCGAAGUAGAUGUGGACGCAAAGCUAUGAGAAAUGUCCAUCUGUUUUCCACCAUCGCCCCUUGAGCACCUAUAUAUAUCUCUCCAUUCCCUUUCUUCUUCCUCACUCCAAAUCCUCUCAACAAAAUGCCUUUCUUUCCUCUCCCCCUUCUCUUCCUCUCUCUCAUCUCCGCCGCCGCCGCCUGCGACCGCUGCGUUCAUCAGGCCAAGGCCGCCUUCUACCAGGACGAAGCCGCCGGUUCAUAUAGAGGCGCCUGUGGCUAUGGCGACCUCACAUUGGAGCUCUCCAACGGCUACUACUCCGCCGCCAUGCCUCCCCUCUACAAGUCCGGCGCCGGCUGCGGCGCCUGCUUCCAAAUUAGGUGCAAGAACGAGAAAAUUUGCAGGAGAGAAGGGACCAAAGUGGUGGUGACGGAUCGGAAUGACAACACUUACACAGGCUUUGUUCUGAGCCAGAAGGGCUUUGCAGAAAUGGCUGUGGAUGGGAAGGAUGGAUUGCUUCUGAGUUAUGGAGUUGUGGAUGUUGAAUUUAAGAGGAUUCCUUGUGAAUAUCAGAACAAAAACUUGUUGGUUAGAGUUGAAGAGUUUAGUCAAUAUCCCUACUAUUUAGCCAUCAAGCUUCUCUAUCAAGGUGGCCAAACAGAAAUAGUAGCCGUCGACAUAGCUCAGGUCGGAUCGUCGGAUUGGGAUUAUAUGAGUAGGAAUUAUGGAGCUGUGUGGGAUACCAAAAAGCCUCUAUCUAAAGGACCAUUGCAGCUGCGAUUUGUGGUGACUUCUGGAUACGAUGGAAAGUGGAUUUGGGCAAAAUAUGUGCUUCCUGCUGAUUGGAGAAUUGGACUGAUUUACAACACUGGAGUUCAAAUUAAUGACAUUGCCAAAGAAGGUUGUCCAUCGGAGCAGUGUGGCGAUGGACAAUGGAAGAAGAGACGAUAAAUAUUUAUACAUGGACUAUGGUAUUUAAAUAUCUAAUAAUACCAUAUGGUAUAUAAGAAAAAUGAAAAUAAAAGAUGAAUGGCCUUGUAUAAUAGUUAUUAUUAAGUAAAUAAUAAAGUUUAUGAAUUAUUAAUGAUAUGAUUUUUAUUUGGCUUGGGUUCCAA